UCGACCGGUUUUUUGCAUGAAAGGCAUACUACAAAACAUAUUCUCUCUCUCUCUCUCAUUCAUAUUACCCGAAAAAAACCCAGAUAUUUACACGAACACAACAAAAGGUCAAUCGAGAGAAUCAAGAUUAGGGUUUAACGUUCUUAUUUCCAGUUUCUUCAAUCUCGAAGAAAAAAUUUAUGUUAGGGUUUUGGUUGGGAUGUCACAGGUUCGGGAGCGGAGAAGCUCGUCGGUGAUAAUGGUGUUCUUGAUUUCUACUCUAUUGAUACACAUUUGGGUCCUCCCCGAGAACGCCGGCUUGGCAGCCGCAAUUAGGGUUUUCCCAGAAGUUCCGGCGAGUAACCAACAGGGCCUUAUGAAGAAGUACUUCGCCGGAAAAGUUUCUCCGGCGGGUCGGGUCGUCGGACUCGGAAACGGCUUCCAAGACAACAAAAGAACGGUACCCAGUUGUCCGGAUCCUCUACACAACUAGUAGAAUCAGUCUUUAUCGUGAUUUUUUUUUCUUUUCUGUAUCUCUAUCCAUAAUCAUCAUCAUCAUCCUUCUUCUUCUUCUUCGUCUUAAUUAUCCAUCGAACUACUGUAUUUAUGCCCAAAAUACCCACGUUUUUCUCAUCUUUGUAAGGGGAAAACGAGGGUAUUUUGGAGAUUCCAGUGUGGGAAGAAUACUAUGUUUCAUGAACAAAAUCAGACUGAUGAUAGGUUUUCUACU
Tarenaya hassleriana is the source of this 709-nucleotide messenger RNA. RefSeq names its product CLAVATA3/ESR (CLE)-related protein 27. The transcript has a single exon. The coding region runs from base 17 to 472 and encodes 151 amino acids. The record is from RefSeq and is a predicted model, not a curated record. Lineage: Eukaryota; Viridiplantae; Streptophyta; Magnoliopsida; Brassicales; Cleomaceae.